UUGCCAUCGAGAGCACGCGACAGAUAUAAUAGCCGAUAAAAAUGAAACAGCAAAAAAGUCGAAAUCAAGAUGCCUACGCCCUAAGCGUAAAAAUAAUAUCAUUACGUGAUACAAUACAAGCUAUUAUUUAACAACAAUACUUAUUAAGGAUUAAUACAAGUUUGAAAUGGGUAGGUUAAUUUAUGUUUCCUUUCAAAAAUUGAAAGUUUUGUAUGUUAAAUUUAUGAUUGGAAUAAUCAAGUUCUUAAGCAAAUAUAAGCACACAAAUGACUUUGGAUGAUUCAGUCUACUCUAGGGCGUCAUAACGAACAGUUCUGAAAUGGAAUCGUUGCCAAGUGAUAGAAUUCUAAAGUUCAAUGCGAAUACUUUGGAAGAUGUUCGGAAGGAGUUUCAUUUGGAGAAACGCGAGCGUGUUAUUGAGGCUAUAGACAUAUUGGAAGAUUGGGUGAAGAAACAAAACCAUUUCCUGAAGAAAGAUUUCAGCAGAGAAUAUCUGGAACGCACGCUUAUAACAACGAAAGGUCUUGUGGAACGAGCCAAAACACGUAUCGAUAAUUUGUGCACGUUUAAAACGCUGAUGCCGAAUUUCUUUGAAGACAUAGACGUUAAGAAAUCCGCAAUGUCCACCGUUUUCUCACACGCGCAUAUGCCGAAACUGACCAAGGAUAACUACCGAAUAUAUCUAUUAAAAGUUUAUAACGAUGAUUUUGACGCUUCACUCGUCCUGGACUAUUACAAGUACAUUGUGGUUGUGAGCGAAUACCUUAAAAUUCAUGAUUACUGCAAAGGUUUUGAAGUAAUACUUGACUACAGCGACGUGAAUGUCAUGAAUUUUGUCACAAAAUUCAAUCCUGUUAUUUUACGUCAAGCGGUUACAUUAAUAACGGAUGGCUACGGCAUGAGAAUCAAGGGAGUUUACAUAAUAUCACCAUCGAAGACGGUGGAUUUAAUUCUGAACUUGUUCAAGCAAGUCGUGAGCACUAAAUUGGCUAGUCGUUUACACGUCCAUAAAACAAUAGACACGGUUACCGAGUUUUUGGACAAAGAUUUAUUACCAAUCGAAUACGGUGGAAAUGAACGAUCUCUAAAGGAAUUACACAAUGAGUGGCUAGAAAUUUUGAGUUCGGAUGAACAUAAUAAAUAUUUACAGGAAAUGAACAAAGCAACUACAAACGAAUCUUGCAGGCAAACAGGAAAAUUCAACGAGCAAUAUUUAGGACUACCCGGCUCUUUCAGAAGUUUAAGUGUAGAUUAAUGAAAAUAAAGUAAUAAUUAUAAUAAUUCAUCAUCAUUAUCCUGCCCUUCUCCCAGUCACCUGGGGUCGGCGCAACAUGUUUGCUCCUUCCAUACUCUUCUAUCAUAUACCAUUUCAUCGCCACUCCCCUCCUACCCAUAUCGUCUUUCACACAAUCCAUCCAUUUCUUCUUAGGUCUACCUCUUCCUCUAUAAUUAUAAAGUAAUAAUUAUAAUGAAAAUGAGUGUAGAUUAAAGUAUUUUUUUGGACCUUAACGAGUCGGUUAUACAUAAUUAAAACUACUUAUAUGGUUUAAUGUUGCGUGUUUUUAAUUAAAUUACAUUAUUUCUUGCUAUUUCAUAUAGAACGGAUUAAUUGUAUCUUGACCAGUAACAAAUUGCUAUAGCUCAAAACGCUCUAAAAAUAUUUAGGUAAUAGAAAAAUAGACGGUAGUUAGAACAAUAUGUAAAUUUCGAGGAAUAACACCUUUGUGGUCCGCUACCAAAAAAAAAUUGUAAAGUAUUCAAAUCGUCGCAAAUAAUGUUAAAUUAUCAUUUAUUAAGGGUGUUUAAUAAAAAGUUUUGAUGAAUAUAA
Bombyx mori (domestic silkworm) is the source of this 1828-nucleotide messenger RNA. RefSeq names its product retinaldehyde-binding protein 1. Lineage: Eukaryota; Metazoa; Arthropoda; Insecta; Lepidoptera; Bombycidae. Gene Ontology annotation, molecular function: phosphatidylinositol bisphosphate binding. The transcript has 6 exons. Gene Ontology annotation, cellular component: membrane. Bases 320 to 1255 code for a protein of 311 amino acids. The record is from RefSeq and is a predicted model, not a curated record.